Pundamilia nyererei is the source of this 1347-nucleotide messenger RNA. RefSeq names its product neutrophil cytosolic factor 4 (gene ncf4). The record is from RefSeq and is a predicted model, not a curated record. NCBI's taxonomy places the organism in Eukaryota, Metazoa, Chordata, Actinopteri, Cichliformes, Cichlidae. The transcript has 10 exons. Bases 120 to 1172 code for a protein of 350 amino acids. Gene Ontology annotation, biological process: superoxide anion generation; respiratory burst; phagocytosis. Gene Ontology annotation, molecular function: protein binding; superoxide-generating NADPH oxidase activator activity; phosphatidylinositol binding. Gene Ontology annotation, cellular component: cytoplasm; NADPH oxidase complex.
UUCCUGUUGCUUUUCUCCGCACUAUUGCGCUUGUCAGUUUGAAAGUCAGUCAGCCUGUGGUGUGUGUGAAAAGUGCUUUGUUCACUAGCAGCUUUAAAGUUUCUUCUGCGUUCAUCAUCAUGUCUCUGCCGCAGCAGUUACGCGACCAAAGUGACUUUGAUCAGCUCCCUCUCAACAUCCCAAUCAGCGCCACCAUUGCUGAUAUCGAGGAGAUUAAAGGCUUCAUCGACUACUUUAGGUUCGUGAUUGAGGUGAAGACUAAAGGAGAGAGUAAGUACCUAAUCUACAGGAGGUACCGGGAAUUUUUCAACCUCCACCAGAUCCUCGAGGCCAGGUACUCUUCAGAAAACCUGGCCAAACUGGGCCCAAACACCUGCAUCCUGCCUCCUCUUCCAGGAAAAAUCUUCCUCGGAAACAAAAAGGAGAUUGCAGAGAGCAGAAUCCCUGAACUCAACACGUACAUGAAGAGGUUGCUGGGUUUGCCAACAUGGGUGUUGCUAGACGAGGCUCUCAGGAUGUUUUUCUACCAGACGGAACAGGAUUCUGAGCAUCAGCCGCGAGCCCUGAGGCGUCUCCGCCCGAAUACCCGCAAAGUGAAACAAGUGAAGUCACAAAAGAUGGACCUCUUCUCCUCCCCCAGGGCUGAGGCGAUGUUUGACUUUCGCGGCAACAGCAAGGCGGAGUUGAACCUGAAGAAGGGAGAGGUGAUCUUCCUGCUGCGACGAGUCAAUGUCGACUGGCUGGAGGGUACAGUAAACAAUCAGACCGGUAUCUUCCCAGAAACCUUUGUGAAGAUUAUUAAACCCCUCCCUGAGAGUGACUCUGAAGGUGAAAGUGGAGGCCACACAUACAGCUGUCUCCGCUGCUUCCUGCUCACCCCUUCUGGAGUCGACACCAGAGAUGUGUGUGUACAAGAGGACCUCAGCAUCCAGCCAUCAUACAAGGACCUGCUGUCUCGCAUGAGGAAUGUUUUCAAGGUGGAUGAUAUUGCCCUGAACUACCGCGACCCUGAUGGUGACCUUAUUCGUAUCCUGGACGAUGAGGAUGUCCAGCUGAUGAUCAAGGAGGGCAGACGUCAACAGGACAAAGUCAAGAGACCUGUUAAUCAGUUUCCAUGGGAACUGCAUGUGACCACGACCUCUGACCUUUCUGUUUACAAUACAGAGGCUUGAGAGAAGUUGAAGAGAAGAUAAAUAAAUAUAAAAUAUUUAGUUGUGUCAUAUAAGAAAAUGAAUUUAACCAAGUGUAUAGUUGCUGAUUUGAACUCUGUGUAGUUUGCCAUUUACAUUCAUUCUGAGUCUGUUUCAAUAAAUGUUCCAGUCAUUUCACUUAAUAAAAUAACUUAAU